CUGCAAUAUACGACUCUGUCGUUAAUGUCUUAAAGUUUUCGUGAUUUUCACGUAGAAAAAAAUAAAAAAUAAAAGGAAAUUCAUUUACAUAAUAAAUUCACUGAAUUUUCAUAUGAAUCGUCGAGUUCUUUAAAUGUCUUAUAUGUUUAUAUGUUAGAGGGAACUUUAGUAAAAGAAUAAGAGCAUUUAUUUAAACAAAAAUUUUGCACAAAACUUAGACAACAUAUCUGAGGGCUUGCAUUAUUUAUAGAAAAAGUUGCUUUUAUGAAACAUGUCUCAGCGUAAUUCUGCUCGUGUGGAUCGUUUCGCUCAGAUGAGUAAACAAGAGGAACUGAUAGCGAAAAAACGUCAAGAGAUAUUGGAAAAACAGCGUACUUCCGAACUAGCUAAAGCGGUAGCAGCUGCUCAAUCGUUAGCUGCUAAGUUGAAGAAUAGCAAUGAGGAAAGUUCUCAAGAAGAAGAAAGGGCAGAUGACCCGUCAGUAGAUGUUAAAAAAAUGGAUGCCGAACCAUCUGCAUUUAUCAAUGCUUCGUCAAUCUCAUGCAAGUCAUCGUCCUUAAAUAGUUUCACGGGUAAAACCGGUAAAAUAAUAUUUGGUCAGAAACGUACCACUCCGGCACCACCAAUUGUUGAUCAACCACCAAUUAAAGUGCAAAAUAGCUUCUGCAAUGAUGGUUCAUUUUUAGAGAAUUUCAAAAAGAUUUUAGAAAAACAGCAGCAACCAAAACCAUUAUUGACUACAGUGACGGAAUCUAAAGUUUCCAUUAAUGUCGAUGAAGAAGCCAGCAGUGCUGACAAUACUGCCAUUGCAAUAACUGAGGCUACACAGACAACAACAACAGCUGUUGUUACAAGAACAGAUGCCAUACAUAACUCACAGCAGCAACCAUACCAGCAACAAGUAGGAACUAUAAUACCACCACCUCCUACACCGCCCGUGACGUUUGCAUUUAAUCCGGCAUUAAUAACAUCACAAAACCUACUCAUAUCGCAAGCAGUACCCGAUCAAUCUCUAGGUGGAACCGGAACGUCAACAAUACCGACACAUCCCGUGGCUGCUGCCGCUGCAGCUUAUUUUAGUGCACCACCACCGCCACCAACUACAGUAGCAGCAGCUGCAGCUGCUGCGGCAGCUGCCGCAAUGUUGAUGCCUAUGCACGCUGUGACAACAGCCAGCGCACCACCACCGCCCCCACCUCCUCAAUUACCGCUUGCCUUAGCUAAUUUAACACCGCUAUAUAUGAUACCAGCUCCGGAGCCAUUGCAACUGAAUACUAUUCCACAACCAAAAGAAUUUGAUUUAAAUGCCAUACCUAAGCCACAAAUGAAUUUGGAAGCUAUACAAAUACCGGCGGUUAACGAACAAGGACUUAACAUCCAGGCAAUGCAAACAAUGCAGCAACAGUCAACAGAAAUACAACGCCAAACACAACCACAAACUCAAUCGCAGCAUGAACUGACAACCGAAACAGAAAAUUUAACUGAUUUAUCGACCCUCGAAGAUCAUAACCAACUACAAGAGCAACAUGAGCAGCAGCAACAAUUUCACCAUCAGCAAAAUUCUGUACAACUGCAUCAACAAGUAGUUCUUUCAGACGACACAAUAACCAACACGAACGACAAUGAUGGCAUAACAAUCCAAAUGCCAACAACUUUAGAAAAUCUUAUCGAUUUGGUGGCCGACAAUGGUGAUGCCUACGAAGAGACAUUACGUGGCCAUAAAAAUCUAUUACAUCCAGCUAUGUGGUUUAUCUGUGAGAAAGACUGCGAAAAAUAUCAUCACUAUCGACAACAAGUAAUUGAUUGUCGUCAGGAAAAGCUGAAGGAACAACAGAAACGCGAAGAAGCUGAAAAAGAAAUAGAGAGAAGAACGAAGGGUGGCACAAGCAAAAAACUUAUCUGCAGUGUGGAAGAAGAUAAAUAUGAUCCGGAAUCAGUUAUAAGCGCUGAUAACGAUUCAGAUGACGAAUAUCGACGUGGAAUGAUGGAUCGUAAUAGAGAUAAUAUUAAGCGACGCAUAGAAUGUCGGAAUGAGUUAAGUGAAGAGGAAAGGCAGGAGCGCGAGGCUGAAGAACGAGACGCUCAACGCAAAUUAGAGAAGAAAAAGUUAAGAAAAAGUCGUUGGGGUGGUAAAGUUGAAAAUGCCAAUAGUUCGGCUUCAACAUCAAGCGCGCCUAGCAACUUCGGUAACCAAAACAAACCUCUACUUACCGCUAUUACGCGGAACGAUCCGGCUUUGUUACAAUAUGCUAAAUUAAACUAUGGCUCCACGAAUCUUAGCGAAGAGGAUUGGAAGAAAUGCGAAGAGCAUUAUAAGGUCAACUUAUUGUAUCAAGAUAUGAUGCGCAAACGUCAGGAAAUUGACCGGCUAGCACGUAGUGGUAAAUUUAAAUAUGAAUAUGACUCUGACGAAGACGUGGAUGGUGGAACAUGGGAACAUAAGCUACGACAAGCCGAAAUGGAAGCUACACGUGCUUGGGCUACGGCGUUGACAAAACAAAGUGAGGGUAAACAUCACAUAGGAGAUUUCUUACCGCCUGAAGAACUGAAAAAGUUUAUGGAACAAUAUGAAGCCAAAAAGAGUAAUCGUCAACCGGAUUUAAGCGAUUACAAAGAAUAUAAACUAAAAGAAGAUAAUAAAGGUUUCCAAAUGUUGCAAAAACUUGGUUGGAAAGAGGGUCAAGGGCUGGGCCAAGAUGGUGAGGGCAUUGUAGACCCAAUCAAUAAAGGCCCACAAAGAGAGGGUAAUCAAGGUUUGGGUGUGCAAAAUGCAGCUUCUCCGGAAGAAUGUGAUAAUGAAUACGAUGCCUAUCGAAAACGUAUGAUGUUAGCUUAUCGUUUCAGACCUAAUCCUUUGAUAUUAUGCUCACCGACAUGCACGAUCUCCUUAACAAACUCCUCCGCGAGCAUCCGGAGGUGUGGCGUUCUUGCCGGACAUCAAAGAACGGAAUCUACGAUGAAUUGGCGCGCAGAUUUAACGAAAAAUCAAACCGUAGAGUAACUGUCACGUGGCUUGCAAAGACCCUAGACCGAAUCAGAAGAACGAUAAAAAAAAUUGAGGAAGGGUCGUCCCGUACCGCUCUUACCGCAU
Glossina fuscipes is the source of this 3091-nucleotide messenger RNA. RefSeq lists its product as uncharacterized. Bases 272 to 3001 code for a protein of 909 amino acids. The transcript is spliced from 7 exons. The record is from RefSeq and is a predicted model, not a curated record. NCBI's taxonomy places the organism in Eukaryota, Metazoa, Arthropoda, Insecta, Diptera, Glossinidae. Gene Ontology annotation, cellular component: nucleoplasm. Gene Ontology annotation, biological process: RNA processing. Gene Ontology annotation, molecular function: RNA binding.